This is a messenger RNA of Hydractinia symbiolongicarpus, 2799 nucleotides long. RefSeq lists its product as uncharacterized. The record is from RefSeq and is a predicted model, not a curated record. Bases 144 to 1388 code for a protein of 414 amino acids. The transcript has 6 exons. Lineage: Eukaryota; Metazoa; Cnidaria; Hydrozoa; Anthoathecata; Hydractiniidae. Gene Ontology annotation, molecular function: hydrolase activity; N,N-dimethylaniline monooxygenase activity; NADP binding.
UAAUAGCAGUGGUGUUAAAGUUACCGGACGAAUUGUUGAAAAUUUAUAUAAACAUUUAUUUAAUAUUAUGUAUCCAUCCAUGGCAUUCGUUGGUGUUCCUUGGACUAUAAUACCUUUUCCAUUGUACCAUCAACAGUGUGCUUAUGUCAGCAGUAUAUUUUCUGGCUGUAAACGUCUUCCAUCUUUUAACGAAAUGCUCAAGGAUAUCGAAAUGGAAAAGACACAAAGGUUAUUGUGUGGUGAACCAACAAGGUAAUAUAAUGAUUGUGUAUGUGGUAGCUAUAUUCUUGUUUGCACUGGUGGUAUGGAAAUUAACAAGACCGUUUCAUUCUAACAGUAGAGAUUCACCAUCUGGACUGGAUGCGUUGCGGUUACGACUAUUUGUGGUGGGGAUUACGAAGCUUCUUUUUAUUAUCGGAAAAUUUACAACAUGGUUAACCGGAAGUGAUUUGUAUGUUUUGGGGAAUAAUGUACCAUGUAAACGAAAAUCAAAAAUGACGAUUAAUGGCGUCGAUGUUUUUUACUUCAAUCGACAAGCUAGCAAAAAACAGAAUUGUUUUAUUUUUAUACAUGGCGGAGCUUUUAUUUUACCACAUAUCUAUCCAUAUGACAUGUGCUUGGGUUUUAUUGCGAAGAAAACAAACGCUUUAGUUUUAUCUAUAGACUAUCGUCUUGCUCCUGUACACACCUAUCCAGCUGCGCAUGAUGACUGUUAUAAAGCAGUUCACUAUAUACUCUCCAAUCCUUCAGAAUUUAAUAUCAACACUGAUGGCAUUGUCUUGUGCGGAGACAGUGUUGGUGGCAAUCUCGUAGCGUGGACUUGUCUUCAGCUCGCAGAAAAUCAUCCACAUCUUUCAGAGAUGGUGAAAGUGCAGAUAUUAGUCAAUCCAUUGUUGCAGUGUGCUGAUUUUUGUACCCCUUCCUAUCAAGACGCAGCUAACUAUUCAACAUACCUUCCUCCAUCACUGCUAUCUCGAUUAACUUCUGUAUUUUUAACUGGUACGGAUAAAUACGCUCAGUUGUUCCUCACCAAUAAGCUAUCUGAUCUCUUGCGAAAUGGUGACUCCGAAGUAAUCCGUAGGAAAUGCAAUAUCCCAAGAAGUGUAAUGGACCAGAUCCUCGUUCCUUUUGUAUCUGGGCUCUUUACACAGACUCUUCCAUUGAAUUACCCCCCGGUAAAAUUGUUAUCCUGUGAAUUUGAUGUAUUACUCAGUGACAGUAAAAUGUUUCAUGAUAAGCUGCUAGGUCAGAACUUGGAAUCUACGUUGUUAGAAUAUAAGACUGUACAUUGUGGGUUUUUAUUUUCGAUGGUGGGUAGAAGUGAAGAUGUGAAAAUGUUAAGAGAUAUCGUCCGUAUUGCUGAAUCAGCAUUCGCAGCGCAUAACUAGUCAUGCAUUUUGAAUUUUGCAUUAGACAAUAAUUAUAAGGAAUUUAGCAAUUUUUUGAAUAUUGAAUAUAUAUUUUUAAGGAUUUUUUUAUAUGAAUUUGCAUUACGUGUAUGGAUUUUACAUAUUUAACGUGUUAUUAAUUUUCUAGUGUUUUAAUUUAGGGGAGAAGGAGUAAAGUGGCUUGAGGGCGUUCCCUAGUUGGUUUUGUUAAAAAAAUAAAAAAACGGUAACGUUACGCAGAAUGUAAUAUUUAGGUUAAAUUUUGGGUAUAUUAAAACGAUGAUCUUAGAGUUGUAUUGAAACCUAAGUCCGUUCUAAUCGUAUUCAUAGUUGCUGUCGAAGACCGUAUUUACGUGUUUUUUGUUUGUUUGUUUGUUUGUUUGUCUGUUGUAAUUUUCACUCGACGUUUACUACAGUUUAAAAUUACUAAUUUAUUAAAGAGGUUUAAGUUUGUUCUCUCUAGAUUGUAAGGUCUAAUUUUUUUGAAUUGGUUACAUUCUGAAUUUUUGUGAAAAAUAGUGUCACAAACUGGAGUGGGAUGAGUAAAAACUAUUUCUUAGUCUGUUGGUCUGUGAAUCAGUCAUUGUGGAAAUUGUACAUGCGCUGCAGCUUUGUAGCUAAACAUGCGCAAUAUGUUUUUUUGAGUAAAUUGUGUUCACAUGAACAUUUUAAAAGCAAAUUAAAAUUUUAGAUGGUUUUAAUUGGUUAACUAGGUUUUAUUGCGUCCGAAACCGUUUAAAGAUUGAUGACUAAGACCCCGUUUACACGGAUUUUUUCAUGCUGACAUGAGUUCAUUUCGGUGUCUUAAGGAAACCCUAUUACUGUACACACGUCAAAGCCGACAUGAAAUUUCAUGCCGCCAUGAUUUCGUCCGUCUUAAGGACGGGCAUGAAAUUUCAUGUCGGGGCUUUUUAAGCAUGAUAAUACCGUGUGAGCGCAAAAUGUGUUUCAUACUGGUAUGAAAACAGCUUAUAAUAUGCACAAGUACUGCAUAAAAAAGCUGAAUGACACAUCAAAAGCUAUAUGUUCGUUUAUUGAAGGAAAUUUUUUUUGCCAGUGCAAUGGCCACCAUGUAUUUAAGAAUAAAUUUCAUUUCAUGAGUUUCAUGUCGGGUACGUGUAAACAGUGUCUAAGAUAGAGCCGCAAACUUCGUGUAAAGGCUGUUUAGUUAUCUGGGUUGGGUAAGAUAAGUUUAGUGACUGUGUGCUACAUCAAUCGUUACAUCAAUUGUUGUAUUUAGUGACACACAACAUUUUAUAUUAGAAAUGGUACCUUGCCUCUAAUCUAGCAACAGCUCUUUGGCUUUUUUAUACUGUGUUAUUUUUCUAAACAUUUUUACAGCAUAUUUUAGUCUUUUUUACUCUGUUACCUGUUUACUAAUGCUUUUAAAAAAAAUAACUGCUUUCUUUUA